CCACUCUUCUGUUUACUCCAUCUCCAUCUUCAAACAACACUCCAAUCUUUACAUUUUACUGUCUGUCUCUACUCUCCCCCCACGCCUCCACGCACCCACCACUUGUUUCAUCCUCGAUCAGCUGCGCGCACGGCCUAUCUGCCAUCACACACACACGCGCGCACACAGCCCGAAUCCUAGUCGGCCUUCACCCAUUCGCAAAGUUCCAUCUCGCUUUUGAUCACAUCAGCGACAUCGCCACAAAAACUUCCCAACUACCUCUUCACCCUCCCACAUCGCACAAUGUCCCUCUCCUUCACCGCCCCCCGCAUUCUGCUCCUCCUACUCCUUCUCGCCAUCGCCCUCCCCUCUCUCGCUGCCCCCGCCGAUGAACCUCCCUCCAAGCUUCAGCCCCGAUCUCCCCAGCCUUCCCGUCGUAUGGGCGCUACCAAGCGUUCCAAAAAGGUUGAGCCCCUGAAGAAGAAGGACUACUCUUCCUUCCUCUGCCCCGGUGGCUCAGUGGCGUGCCCCAUCACCGACGAAGGACAUCAGGCCACUCCCGAAAGUGCUGCGGCGCUCGACGGAAGCUUGAACUCGCUGGCGGACUGGUUCAAGAUUGGCUUCGAGUGUGUAGAGCUCGAGACCGAGUUGAAUUCUUGCGGUGGAUGCUUGGCUCUUGGCUCUGGUCAAGAUUGCUCCCUCAUCUCCAACGCCCGUGCCACCGGCUGCGAGUCUGGCAGCUGUCAGGUAUACUCUUGCUUUGAAGGCUACGUUGUCUCUCCCGACAGGAAGACCUGCGUCAAGAAGGGCACAGCUACCCCUGCCACCCCUGUGACUGCUAUCAACAUCGAAGACGAGGCCCAGCUCCCUCUGCGAAGACGGUAGAAGAUUUUAUCUCCCCUCUCGCGCCUCGGUCUCGUCUUCUUGUCUUCUUGUCAUACUGUCAACAAACCUUGUAGCAUACACCUCUACUUUAUGGACACUUCUAUAGUCACCUAUUGUACAAUAACCUUAUAAUUCUGAUGGACACUCCAGUAGAUAAAGUACUUGGUACAACCACUGGAUAUCUUUUUAUACCCUGGCUACAAACCUCGAUUUAUCGUAUUCGUUCUUAUUAUCGGCUUUCUGCCUAUUUACACGCCUUGUCUUUGUCUUUCGUCUUUACUAGAUGGGUUCACCCGGCAGUUCCAGCCUUUCACACGGCUCUCGGCUUGGAGCAAUGCAUACACAUCACGGGCUUUCAAAUCUUCUUCUACGACGCGCAGGGGUUAUGGCAG
Messenger RNA from Cryptococcus amylolentus CBS 6039, 1256 nucleotides. RefSeq lists its product as hypothetical. Bases 283 to 864 code for a protein of 193 amino acids. The transcript has 2 exons. The record is from RefSeq and is a predicted model, not a curated record. NCBI's taxonomy places the organism in Eukaryota, Fungi, Basidiomycota, Tremellomycetes, Tremellales, Cryptococcaceae.